UCCUGGCCUCAUAUCCCACAAUGCCCCGGGACCGGAAGAGGGAGCCGUGGUUUCCGGAACUUCUCUCGCCACUGGGCGUUUGCUCUGUCGGGCUGGUGGCGAGUUGGUGUCUCUUGGUUUGUUAUGGCCGCCGCCGUCGCUAUGGAGACAGAUGAUGCUGGAAAUCGACUUCGGUUUCAAUUGGAAUUGGAAUUUGUGCAAUGUUUAGCCAACCCAAAUUACCUUAAUUUUCUUGCCCAAAGAGGUUACUUCAAAGACAAAGCUUUUGUUAAUUAUCUUAAAUACUUGCUUUACUGGAAAGACCCAGAAUAUGCCAAGUAUCUAAAGUACCCUCAGUGUUUACACAUGUUAGAGCUGCUCCAAUAUGAACACUUCCGAAAGGAGCUGGUGAAUGCCCAGUGUGCAAAAUUUAUUGAUGAACAGCAGAUUCUACACUGGCAGCACUAUUCCCGGAAGCGGAUGCGCCUUCAGCAAGCCUUGGCAGAGCAGCAACAGCAAAAUAACACAUCGGGAAAAUGAAAAACUGGAUACAGACGAGGCUCUGAAGAUAUAUAUAUAUAUAUAUAUAUAUGUGUGUGUGUGUGUGUGUGAAGACAAAAAAAAUGAAAACCUCUCCUAUCUAGCUUUAUUAUGGUAGCCCCUAGAAACUUUAGUGUGCUUUUUAAUCCAACUAACUUUUUAUUGUUAAUAGACUAUCACUGUUAAACCUGAAAUGUUCUACUUUGAUUUCCA
Cebus imitator (Panamanian white-faced capuchin) is the source of this 732-nucleotide messenger RNA. RefSeq names its product mediator complex subunit 31 (gene MED31). Gene Ontology annotation, biological process: regulation of transcription by RNA polymerase II. NCBI's taxonomy places the organism in Eukaryota, Metazoa, Chordata, Mammalia, Primates, Cebidae. The coding region runs from base 124 to 519 and encodes 131 amino acids. Gene Ontology annotation, cellular component: core mediator complex; mediator complex. Gene Ontology annotation, molecular function: transcription coregulator activity. The record is from RefSeq and is a predicted model, not a curated record. The transcript has 4 exons.